Messenger RNA from Prunus armeniaca (apricot), 942 nucleotides. NCBI's taxonomy places the organism in Eukaryota, Viridiplantae, Streptophyta, Magnoliopsida, Rosales, Rosaceae. The record is from the annotation of a GenBank genome assembly.
AUGGAUGGUUUGAAUGGAAGAGCGAACAAUGGGGAAGUUGCCAAUCCUGACCUCCAGAUUAUUAGAUACUCUCCUUACCAGCCCUGCAGUAAAUUAGCUUCAUCCUGGUUUGAUCUGAGAGUCUUCUAUGUGAGGGUUAGCAACUUUAAGGUCGAUGAUUCGACCCCAAAGCAUCUUACUCUCAACCACAUUCCUCUAUUCCCAGAUACCCUUUUGGAAAUCAAUGGUGAUAAAAGUAGCAUUUUUUCUGAAGGUGUCUCUUCACAUCUCAGAAGGGAUCGGGUCGAUAAGAAAUCUGAAGAAGCCACAUUUGUGAAUACAGACAGCAUAAGGCUGACGGGAAGUGCAAAAUUUGAAGUGUUUGACAAAGAAGAUCUCAUCCUGUCUGGGGUGUUAGAUAUGUGUAAUAGCAAUGGUUUCACUGGCGAAUCAAAAAGCAAUGCCAAGCGAUGGAGCAUGAAUUGUGAAUCAGAGAUUACCGCUGGCACUGGAUUUUUGAAGGGGAAACAACUUGGUGGCGCUGAAUUACCUGCACCAACCAUUGAGGUUUACAUCACAGGCUGCUUCUCUGGGACACCAAUCAUCUUAACCAAGACCCUGCAGCUUAAUUUCCGGAAGAAACAUAAUAGGAUGAGCACGCUGGAUGCGAUCCCUGAGUACGAGACAACUGAAUGCCAGAAAGAUGUCUCUCCUGGGCUUGAUAUGGAGGUAGCAGAAUACGGAAACUACAAGCCAGAGAAUGAGGAAGAGUACAGCAACCUGUACUGGAGGAGGACAGAAUAUAUGGAUGGGGAAGAUGGCGAGCUCUCAUGGUUCAAUGCUGGUGUGAGAGUUGGCGUCGGUAUUGGACUCGGCGUUUGUCUUGGAAUUGGUAUCGGGGUUGGUUUGCUGGUCCGUACUUACCAAACGACCACUCGAACUUUCAAGAGGCGACUGGUGUGA